GCUAUCCCUCUCCGUUUCGUUCUGUCAGAAUGGAUCCUUCGGUUUCCUGGAAUGAAUGAAUCUGGAUCAUCUCUUAUCUGAGUUCAUGCAACAAGUGGUCACAGCGCCUCUCUCUGGCGCAACUAUGGAACUACAGCAUAAAGUGGAACGGGGGUUGCCAUGGCACCGCGUCACAGUGACCAGAGCAGACCGACCAAGGGCUAGGCGUGGAGUCUGCUAUGUAGCUGGCGGUGGGUGCUGUGCCUAUCCCUAGCAAUUAGAGGGCAAUAAAUUACCCAUAUCCUAAAUAACUAGCUAGAGAGCCAUGGACAUAUUCUGGCAUAAAUGCAGGGUAAAAUGUUACUAGGGUUGCAGGCUUUGUUGUUGUUAGCUAACGUUAGCUCGGCUGCUAAUUUAGCUAACGCGUUCUAACUAACGUUAGCUAUUCAGAGCUAACGACCGGCUCUAGCUAGCUAGCAAGACAAAUAGCUAGAAAUCUAGACUAGCUAGGUACCCAGUUGACAAGACAGAGACCAUUACGCGAAAGGGAGAAUUCAUGGAGACGUGACGCCAAGGUAAUCUGAACGAGAAUCUCCUGUCAGAGGGACAGCAUGGAUACAGAGAAAAUUCCCCACCCUUACGAGGACAACCGAGAUGCAGAACGCCAGAGUCGCCAGUCCCGCAGGAGCACGGCUGGGAAAGAUUCCGAGGCGUCGGUCCGAACUCUGAAACGGGACAAGAGUCGGGACGGAGAAAGGUAUGAGAGGGACAGCUGUGCUGGGGACCAGGGUAAGACACUGGAACUGGAUCCGGAACGGGACCGCAUGUCAGACGGAGAGCGCAGGAGGAGCAGCUCAUUCUACUCGGAGGACUACGAGAACCUAACACCCUCAGAACACACGCUGUCUCCCUACUCCCGCACGCCCUCCCCGAGCCCUCGCCGAGCGGGACCCCGCGCCAAGAGGGUCUCCAGCAGUCCCCUACACAAAACAGGCGUGCGUCGGGGUGUGUCUCGCCCUCCCCGUGUGGGUGCCCAGCCCCAGCGACCUCAGCGUUGGGGGGUAAGGACCGGGUCCCAGAGCCUGGUCAAGGACUCCACGGCGCCCCCUAAAGAUCUUGACCUGGUGACCAAGCGCAUGCUGUCGGCCCGCCUGCUGAAGAUUAAUGAGCUACGCAACGCCCUGGCAGAGCUACAGCUCCACACUGACCUACUCACCAAGGAGAACCGCGUCCUCAGACAGCUCCAGCACCGCCAGGAGAGGGCGCUGCAGCGUUACGACGACACAGAGAGCGAGAUCGCCCAGCUGCUGUCGCGCCACGCCAACGAGACCACAGCUCUGCGGGAACGUCUACGGCGGACACAGGAGAGGGAGCGGGACGCUGAGAGGCGACUCAAAGACACACAGGAGCAGCUGCAGCGUAGCCAGUCGUCCCUGGGUCGUCUGAGGCGUCUGGCGGAACAGCAGGAGCUAGGCCCCAGGGAGGAGCUCACCAGGAGACUGGAGCAGGAGAGGGCCAAGGACCAGGAGAACCAGCUGAAGAUCAAGGAUCUGGAGCGCAGAGUGGAACUGAGCAGCAGCAGUUAUCAGAGACAGUUGGCCACAGAGAGGAGGAAGACCAUCAGUACCCAGGACCAGGUCUCAGUCCUACAGGGGGAGGUGGAACGACUCAGCAACAAACUCAAGGAGAAGGAGAGGGAACUGGACACGAGGAACAUCUAUGCCAACCGCUUGUUGAAACCGUCGCCCAGGAACAUAGACAACACCACAAAGAGGAAAGUCCCCAGUAGGUUCAGCUCUAAGGCAGUACAGACAGUUAACAAGACGUUAAGCGUAGACUUCCCGUCACCGCCCCCGGCCAUCACCGACGGCAACUAUCACUACGGCGACCAAGCCCCUGAUGACUACCUGUCACUCAAGCCAGGUGUCUUGAGUACACCUUACAGCUCUAGGGAGGUUGACAUGGCAGAGCGAAGGCCGAAGGAGACUGAGGAGAGAAAGGAGAUAGAGGAGCGAGAGAGGGUGGAGAGAGAGAGAGCAAGAGAGCUAGAGAAGGAGAGGGCGAGGGAGAAGGAGCAGAAGCAGAGGAUUGACCGGGAGUUGGACACACUUGAAGAAAAGACCAAGAGACUGAGAGAUGGCUGGGAGAAGGAGGAGGAGGAGAGUAAGAGGCGGAUCCAGAAGGAGGAAGAGAACAGGAAGAGGCGUGGCCAAGUCCAGGAAGAGGUUGAGAGGCGCAACCAAGCGGCGCUAGCCAGUCAGGAAGUGGCGGAGGCAGAACGUCGCAGGAAGGAGCAACUAUUGGCCAAGCUGAGGGAGAUUGACAAGCAGAACGAUCCACUGUUCUCCGAGGUCGACCCAGAACCCCCAGAGUCUAGCUCGGGUUCCACUGCACGUUCUCCUCGACGGUUCUCCGAGCCACGGAACCAGAACCCUUCCAUCUUCAGCUUCACUGAGCCGGAGGAGACGGGCGGUUUGCGUGGGGGGGCGGAGAGCAGGGAGGGGGGCAGGUCAGGGCGAGGGGGGGCAGAGAGCGGUUUGGGUCCAGGGGUGGGGAUAGGGACUGGGAGGAGAGGGGUGAGGGCUCAGAACUCAAGCGAGGACCUGGCUUUCGGUAGCUACGCCCCCUCCUUUGGACGGCCGGCCCCACGGGGGGGCACAGGCUUCCCAACCCCACCACCGCCCUCGGCUCUGGACGCUCUGCUGGGGCAGUCAGAGAGAGAGAAGGAGAGAGGAGGCCUAGGCUCGGAAAAGGAGAGGAAGUCCAUUUUGUUGCAGCAGCUCUUUGGCCCCCCAUCCAGCCCCUCCCCGAUCUCCGACAGCAAUCCAGAUGUCCUCUUUAGCCCCCCCACCUCCACCCUCACCGGCCCCCGCAACUGCAGAGAAGGCUUUUUCCCCUUUGAGCCCAAGUCCCCUGCACCCUUCCUCUCCUCCCUCCACGUGACCGAGAGCAGGCCGACCGUACGAGCCAUUGCUUCCUUCGACGACGACAUCGAGGAACUCACACUUUGA
This is a messenger RNA of Coregonus clupeaformis (lake whitefish), 2990 nucleotides long. It is a transcript of the gene lca5, whose product is annotated as lebercilin LCA5. The transcript is spliced from 10 exons. The record is from RefSeq and is a predicted model, not a curated record. Gene Ontology annotation, cellular component: axoneme. Gene Ontology annotation, biological process: intraciliary transport. Lineage: Eukaryota; Metazoa; Chordata; Actinopteri; Salmoniformes; Salmonidae. The coding region runs from base 591 to 2990 and encodes 799 amino acids.